Molecule: messenger RNA, 1302 nt
Organism: Phytophthora sojae
Lineage: Eukaryota; Oomycota; Peronosporomycetes; Peronosporales; Peronosporaceae
Exons: 5
Coding region: 1-1302 (433 amino acids)
Source: RefSeq, a predicted model, not a curated record
AUGAGCUCGCCGCAGAAGAAGACCGCCGCCGCAACAGAGGGUAACCUCUCUGCCGCGUCGGGGACAACUCAGUCGGAGAUUGUCCUCGAAGGUUCCUCUGUAGUCAACGACGCCGUUGACUACGAAGACGACGACGUGGAGAUGGAAGAGGCCUCGCCCUCUUCCAACAAGCGCAAGGAGUCUAUCGACAGUGAUAGUCUCGACCCGCAUGCCGGGUCGAGACGCCCUCGUGAAGGAGACGACUCGGACGCUUCGAGCUCGAAGCGUUCGCGCGGCGAGAGCAAAACUCCGCUCUCCGCUGCUGGGGCUUUAAGCUCCCCGCAGAUCGCAGACCGUGUGGGCAACACCGUGCCUCCAAAUGAAAUUCCGCUGUACGUAUGCAGCGGGAUUCACGAUGAUGCUGUGGCGGAGGAGCAGCACUUUGAUCCGUUAACGAAUCAAAGGCGCGAUUACUGUAUCGGACUCUUUCACGAGCUCCGAUACUUCUCCAGCAAGAAGACCUCUUCUCGCAGCAAAAUGCCUGAGUGGCAGGCACUUUGUCAAAGUUGGAAUGCUUUUGUUGAGAACUUCAACAAGAAGCCGGCUGCUUACCGUGAGCGGGUUAAGCAUGCCCCGCUGGAGCAGCUCCACAGAUCCUCUGUGGACGCUGGUAUUCCAUGCGCUGUGCCCGAAGGCCAUCAGUGCACGUUGUGUCUUCCAGGUGCGAGUCUCAAGGAUCUCCGUGCCAAGUUCCUCGCACGUGAGGAACGCGACGAUCGUGGGACCUCGGGCGCGGUAGGUGACCACAGCGCUCGCACUACCUUCGCGUCGGCGGUGCGUGGUGAGCUUCGUACGCCCUCACCAUUUCUGGAAUGUCCUGCAGCAGGACAUCCCGCGGCUCCCAUGUAUCUUGGUGGGGCGGAAACCCUCUCCAACGAAUACGAUAACGAACCGGCUGCCGGUUCGUUUUCGGGAUACUAUGGUUCACAAUACGAUCAACAAUCCAGCGUGUUGAGCCGCGGGCGUCGCGGAUCGGAGGCGGCGGUGGUGGGAACACGCCCCGGGUAUGGUCAACCAGGGGUUGACCUUGGCCCGACGCUCGAGGAGCGGGUCGCUGCUGUGGAACAGCAUCAGAGCCGGGAGCUCGCCGCUUUGAUGCAGGAGGUGCCGAUUAUGAGGGCUCAAGUCGCUCAGGCCUCGCAGACCGCGUCGGACAUCUCUGUCGACGUGGGAGGUCGCGUCGCACGCUUGGCCCAGCGCGUUUACGCGCUGGAGCGGAGGUUCGCUCCCGCUGGGGCUUCCGCUUCGGGCCAGCCGAGCUAG